UAAGAGGAAGUCCGGAGGGUUGAAGCCUGAUUAUAUAGCGAACUGAAAAGUGGAGGGAGGGAGAUCGCGCUUCCGGCCAAAGAGUCAACAACACACACAACACACAGUCGAUUCGAUUUAAUUAGAAGAUGGCAUGGAGUGCGACGAUGAUCGGAGCCCUUCUGGGGCUUGGCACUCAGAUGUAUUCCAAUGCUCUCCGUAAACUCCCUUACAUGCGCCAUCCCUGGGAGCACGUGGUUGGAAUGGGAUUGGGAGCCGUCUUCGUCGAUCAGCUCGUCAAGUGGGACGCUAAGCUCCAGGAGGACCUUGACAAGAUGCUCGAGAAGGCCAAAGCUGCCAACGAGCGCCGUUACUUUGAUGACGACGACGAUUGAUUGUGGAAGCCUUGCUAUGGAUGCGGCUUUUCUAUAAGAAGUCAACUGUGUUCACUUUUUGUUUUUCUUUAUCAAUUUUUUAAAUAGAAGUCACCCAUGUUUUCAGAGAAUGAGGUUGUGUUGAGCCUCUGUCAGUUAUGGACGCACUUUUCUGAAAUAUUUGAACAUUCCUAGUUUUUGUUGGGUAGCUCCUUUGUUUCUGCUCAACAGAAACUUAAUAGGAAGGGUACUGUUUAAGUUCUGAAAUAAUAAGGAAUUACCAUUUGUGUAAUAUUAUCAGCUGAUGCUCUCUCCCUCUAAGUUUUAACUUAAUUCCA
This is a messenger RNA of Cucurbita pepo subsp. pepo (vegetable marrow), 691 nucleotides long. Its product is annotated as excitatory amino acid transporter. The record is from RefSeq and is a predicted model, not a curated record. NCBI's taxonomy places the organism in Eukaryota, Viridiplantae, Streptophyta, Magnoliopsida, Cucurbitales, Cucurbitaceae.